AGGAUGAGGGUGCUGCGAAGGGGAGCUGUCCGUACGGAAGCGUGUGACUGGCUCCUGUUACUGUCUAUAUAUAACCGUGGCAUGCUAUAAUGUGAAAGCCACAUUUGCAGGGUAGUUCUGCGUAGGUUCUGCGGGAAGAACAGCUCAAGUUUAAUGAAAGAGAGUCCCAAAAUACUGAAGUUCGCAGGCAAGGAACAAUCACAACAAGCACCUGCGCAAAUUGGAAUUUACCACGGGAAUCCGGACAGCCACGCCCUCACGGAGGGUUCAGAAAUUCAGGCAAGGGUGUACAUCUAUAUCAACAAACAAGAUGUAGAAGUUUUCACCUGCACUGGGUGUGGGUCUUUUUAAAUCGCAUGGAUCUUAAUUGCCCAUUCCAGACCAAGCCAUCCUAAACACACCAAGGCACAAAAGAUUGCAGCUUUUGAAAAAGGAAGGAAGGGAAGAUCCCAAGGUAGAGCCCGCCCCGCUAAGCGAACUCGGAGCAGCCCCGGGAAUUUAUGACAAAGCAGUCCCUUUCCAGGGGCGCAGCCGUGGUCUUCAAGGCUUUUGUCCUCCUUCGCUUGCCGUUUCCCAUGACGGGCGACGACCAAUCACAAGGGCGCGUUUGAAAGCCGGCGGAGAGCGGUGCUUGCGGCGGGAGCGGGGUUUCCUCCUCGAAGCAUGGAGGACGUGUCGGCCAAGUAUGUGUCCCAGAAAGUCAGCAAAACUCGCUGGCGGCCCGUGCCUGCUGCCGCCUUGCAGCCUCCGGAGGUCUUUGCUACUGGCUCGUGGGACAACGAGGAAAAUAAGAUUUCUGUUUGGUCUGUUGGAGAUUUCGAAGGCUUGGAUCCAAAUGGAGAGUAUCAUGGAGAACCACGUCUGCUAUGUGAUAUCCAGCACAGUGGUGAUGUUAUGGAUAUGCAGUUUUUGGAUCAGGAGAGAAUUGUGACUGCUUCAUCCACUGGAAGUGUGAACAUAUUCCGACAUCAUCAAAAUAAUCAGAGUCUUUCCAUAAGCCAGAAAUGGGAAAAUGCACAUUACUAUGUUCCACACUGUAGAAGUGCAUGCACAGGGGUCAUCUGCAAUAGUCCUGAAAUUUUUACUGUUGGCGAAGAUGGCAGGAUAAAUAUGUUCACAGCUGACCGUAAGGAUGCUGUACGUACCGUAGAUAACGCUGAUAGCAGUACACUCCAUGCAGUGACUCGACUUCGCACAACAGAGAUCUUGACUGUCAAUUCCAUUGGUCAGCUAAAAAUAUGGGAUUUCAGACAGCAGGGAAAUGAACCUUCACAAAUAUUUUCAUUGACAGGCGAAAGAGUACCAUUACACUGUGUUGAUAGGCAUCCCAAUCAACAGCACAUCGUAGCCACGGGUAGCCAAGACGGGAUGUUGAGCAUUUGGGAUGUGAGACAAGGCAGCAUGCCAGUUUCCUUGCUAAAUGCUCAUGAAGCAGAAUUGUGGGAAGUGCACUUUCAUCCUUCCAAUCCUGAUCAUCUGUUCACUUGUUCUGAGGAUGGAUCUCUGUGGCACUGGGAUGCUUCCACUGAUGUAUCUGAAAGAAAAUCUUUUCUUCACACAGGUGGGAGAAACACAACUUAUCUGCCUCACACUGCAGCUAGUGAGUCAGUAAUAAGUGCAUGGCUAAGCAAUGAUCCUACUAAAGACCGUAUGGAGAUUACAAACUUAAUUUCAAAUCCAACAUUAUCUGUUAAUAGUUUAGAUAUUUUAGGGUCAUGUCUGGUUUAUGGUACAGAUGCAGAAUCUAUUUAUGUUAAGAAAAACCUCUUUGCAUGAUUUUAUUUCUCUAGAGCAGGUCCUGCACUAAAUAAGUUAAUUUUACCAAAAUUGAUCCAGUAGUAUUUAGAAGAAUCGGCUUCUAAAUACUAAAAUUUGUACCAAUUUUGUAGAGCUGUGAUUAAACUACAGUUAUAAUGACAGACAGAUGGAAUACAACUCAUAACAGUUCUUUAAGCAUGUAAUUCUUACAUAAAGUAAACAAACUUGCAUUUCUUUAUUGUUCAUAA
Messenger RNA from Varanus komodoensis (Komodo dragon), 2006 nucleotides. RefSeq names its product nucleoporin 43 (gene NUP43). The record is from RefSeq and is a predicted model, not a curated record. NCBI's taxonomy places the organism in Eukaryota, Metazoa, Chordata, Lepidosauria, Squamata, Varanidae. The transcript has 10 exons. Gene Ontology annotation, cellular component: nuclear pore outer ring. Bases 664 to 1776 code for a protein of 370 amino acids. Gene Ontology annotation, molecular function: protein binding.